Staurois parvus is the source of this 410-nucleotide messenger RNA. The record is from the annotation of a GenBank genome assembly. Lineage: Eukaryota; Metazoa; Chordata; Amphibia; Anura; Ranidae.
AUGCAGACUGCUUCUACAAACAUUUGUGAAAGAAUGUGCAAUAAGUCCAUAUAUGACAUUUCCUGGCUACUAAAUAUUCCACGGUCAACUGUUAGUGGUAUUAUAACAAAGUGGAAGCAACUGGGAACAACAGCAACUCAGCCACAAAGUGGUAGACCACGUAAAAUGACAGAGUGGGGUCAGCAUAUGCUGAAGCGCACAGUGCGCAGAAGUUGCCAACCGUCUGCAGAGUCAAUAGCUAAAGACUUCCAAAUUUCGUGUGGCCUUCAGAUUAACACAACAACAGUGUGUAGAGAGCUUCAUGGAAUGGGUUUCCAUGGCCGAGCAGCUGCAUCCAAGCCUUCCAUCACCAAGUGCAAUGCAAAGCAUCGGAUGCAGUGGGUGUAAAGCAUGCCACCACUGGACUCUAG